Molecule: messenger RNA, 3239 nt
Organism: Dendrobium catenatum
Lineage: Eukaryota; Viridiplantae; Streptophyta; Magnoliopsida; Asparagales; Orchidaceae
Product: endonuclease MutS2
Biological process (GO): mismatch repair; negative regulation of DNA recombination
Molecular function (GO): endonuclease activity; ATP binding; ATP hydrolysis activity
Source: RefSeq, a predicted model, not a curated record
CACUGGGCUUUCUUAUCCUUGGGUUUUCUGCCUUUGCUGCGUCCGAAAAAAGCUCUACCAUUUUCCUCUACCAGGCUCGGGCGAGAUAUUAUAAUGGAAGCAUUUCACUGGUUCAUGCCCAUUACGAAACCUCUCUAUCAUCCAGAAAUCAGGCUCUUCCGCCCGGCCAAAUCUUGGUCUUCCAAAAUUGCGCGCCUUAUUAUCCCGAAUUUGGCUGAUGAAAGAACCCGGUUGAAUUCCGUUGACGCUAAGGCCAGUGUUUCGGCUUCUUCUUCCGAUGAAAAAUCCAUGAAAUCCGAUUUCCAUGUUCGCUUCCGUCAAAGAGAAGGAGAAGAAAGUGAGAGGAGUAGAAUUGAGGAGGAAGUACGGGAGGCGUCGGAGGAAACCCUCGAGUGGCGUUCAGUAUGUUCGCAGCUCUCUGCUUUUGCUUCGACGGCCGCUGGCCGCGAGGUUUGCCGGAGUGGGAGGCUUCGGGUCGGCGGGGACCAAGCCGAGAGCCAGAAGCUAUUGGAUCAGACGGCGGCAGCGGUCUUGCUACCGGAGAAGUUGGAUUUUUCCGAUGUUGAUGAUGUGUCUGAGCUUGUGAGGACGGCUGUUGAUGGAGAGCCUCUCACUGUUCGGGAGCUAUGUGCUGUUUGGAGGAGCCUUACGUCUGCAAGAGAACUUUUGGGGCAAUUGGUGAGGGUUUCAUCAAUCGGGGAGCCUUCUGAUAGGUACUUUCCUCUUGCUGAUAUUCUUCAAAACUGUGAUUUUCUGACAGAAUUGGUGAAUAAGAUGACAUUUUGCUUUGAUUGUAAUCUCUUUGUAAUUUUGGACCGGGCUAGCGCUAGGUUAGCUGCCAUCAGAUUAGAAAGGAGACACAACAUGGAUAAAAUGGAAGAGCUUUUGAAGGAGGAGUCCAUUAAAGUUUUUCAGGCUGGUGGCAUUGAUAGCCCAUUAAUAACCAAGCGUCGAACCAGGAUGUGUAUUGGUGUGAAGUCUUCAUACAAAUCAUUGCUUCCUGAAGGUGUUGUACUGAGUGUGAGUAGUUCUGGGGCAACAUACUUUAUGGAACCAAAAGGUGCAAUUCAACUGAACAAUUCUGAAGUAAUGCUUUCAAACUCUGAAAAAGCUGAAGAGCUUGCUAUUCUGCGCAUCCUUACUUCUGAAAUAGCAGAGUCAGAAGCCAGUAUCAUGCGUUUGAUGGAGAAGAUUCUGGAACUAGAUCUUGCUUGUGCUAGGGGUGCAUAUGCCCUGUGGAUGGAUGGGGUGUGCCCAUCUUUCGUUGACGACAAUGACAGGGAUAAAUUAAAUGGAAAUAUGCUCUCUGUUGACAUUGAAGGCAUUCAUCAUCCUUUGCUCCUUGAGCCUUUUCUUACACGUUCAUCUUCUGGUUUGUUUUCAGUAGUUGGGAGCCAAAAGAUGCUGAGAAUGGAGGAUUGCAUAUCACAAACUAGGACUAAAUCUGAAUCUCCCGUUCCUGUAGAUAUCAAAAUAAGAGCUUCCAAAAAGGUAGUUGUGAUUUCAGGACCUAAUACUGGAGGAAAAACUGCAACCUUGAAAACCUUGGGCUUGGCAUCUUUAAUGUCAAAGGCAGGCAUGUUUCUUCCGGCAAAGAAAAAACCUAGGAUUCCAUGGUUUGAUCAAAUUCUUGCAGAUAUUGGUGACCACCAGUCUCUGGAGCAUAACCUUUCUACCUUCAGUGGGCAUAUCUCACGUAUCUGCAAAAUAAUACAAGUUUGUACGAAAGAAUCACUUGUUCUCAUAGAUGAGAUCGGAAGUGGUACUGACCCUUCAGAAGGUGUGGCCCUCUCCUCCAGCAUACUGCAGCACCUUGCUGAAUGUGUCAAUCUGUUGGUGGUAACCACCCAUUAUGCAGAUUUAAGUCUCCUCAAAACCACUGAUUCUAGAUUUGACAAUGCAGCAAUGGAGUUUUGUAUAGACACCCUGCAACCCACAUAUCGCGUUUUGUGGGGAAGUACUGGUAACUCAAAUGCCUUAAGUAUUGCCAAGUCAAUUGGUUUUGAGCAGGAAGUGCUGGACCGUGCUCAAGAGUGGGCUAUGAAGUUAGCUCCUGACAAACAAACGGAAUGGCAGGGUUUGCUUUACCAAUCUUUAGUGGGAGAGAGAAGUGUAUUGGAGUACCAAGCAAAAGAAGCUGCUUCUCUUUUUUUAGAUGUUAAGAAGCUUUACUUUGAGAUCCAAGCUGAGGCUCAAGACCUUAGCACACGCGAGAUGGCUCUUAAGGCAAAUGAAUCUAGAAAUUUGCAGCAGGAGCUAACAUCUGCAAGGUCUCAAUUGGAAGCAGUCAUCAAGAAUUUUGAAGAUCAGCUCCAAACUGCAAACCCGGAUCAGUUCAAUUCAAUUCUGAGAAAAUCAGAGUCUAAAAUUGCCUCAAUUGCUGCAGCUUAUCAGCCAACAUUUAACGAUACAUCUGAAGAAGAAGACAGAAAUAGCUUAUAUACGCCAGAAAUUGGUGAAAGAGUUUAUGUGAAGGGAUUUGGUGAUAAGGUAGCUAUUGUCAUUGAAGAACCAACAGAAGAUGGCAUUACCACGGUACAAUGUGGGAAAAUAAAAGUCCGUGUGAAGAAAAAUGACAUGAGACCAGUCCGAACCAGUACAAAGGGUAGGGCAACUAGUUCAGGCUUUCAACUAAGAGAGCAGGAGCAAAAUAAGCAGUUCAUAGAAUCCCCAAAGGAUGAACAGAAUGAGGGAGAGGUUUCUUUUGGGCCAGCAGUUAGGACAUCGAAGAACACAGUCGACUUGCGUGGCUUGAGAAUCGAUGAAGCUUCACAUAAGCUUCAGAUAGCCAUUGCAGGAUGUAAAUCUCACUCAGUUCUCUUCAUCAUUCAUGGGAUGGGUACAGGUGCUGUUAAGGAGUGUGCGCUCGGCAUUCUUCGAAGUCAUCCUCGUGUAAAUAGAUUUGAAGAAGAAAGCCCAAUGAACUUUGGCUGCACGCUUGCUUACAUCAGAUAGAACUAUUCUGAGUUUUGAUCAAUAUUCUGUUCUCUUAAAACUCCAAAUAGUGCUCUGUCAGUGGUGAGUGCUCUGUGUCAGAAACAGAAAUGUUGAUGAAUGUUUGCUGAUGAGAAAUUGGGGUUUCAGGAUAGCUUGACACCUUGGUUCAAUUUAAGAUACGAGAUAGUUUUUGAUAUAUGUUUUUUAAGUAGUUAUAAUAUGUUAUGUAUUUUGUAGGGUAAUUCGCUAUUCAGCUAUACAAAAUUAAUUUUACGAUAUAAAAAAAUUAUUUUGCAGAAUUA